Molecule: messenger RNA, 270 nt
Organism: Pyrenophora tritici-repentis Pt-1C-BFP
Lineage: Eukaryota; Fungi; Ascomycota; Dothideomycetes; Pleosporales; Pleosporaceae
Source: RefSeq, a predicted model, not a curated record
AUGUCCCAGCCUUCAAAUCCCAAAGUUUGCAAGACUUUGAUGGCCCCUUACAUCUCAGCGCUAGAUGUGGUUGAUUUCUGCACAUACUGCAUCUACGGCGUUUAUAGUGGCUGCAUGGUUGCAUGUCUGCCUGCCGCCUUUGCUGCUGGAUAUUCGAAUAUUCGUGCAGUGCUGAAGUUGCAGCGCCUGCACACCCACCUCUCGUCACAUCUUCACUUGUAUCUGCUGCUUUGGAAUCUAGAUAGCUGCACACCGGGCGAGCACGAUUAA